AUGGCAGCGCCAACAAUGACAAGGUUGUCACCGGAUUGGGCGCCACCAAUGGGUGGAACAACAUUCAAGGUGAUAGGCACAGGCUUUGAACCACACAACAUCAUCCUUGCCCAGAUAGACACGGUGGCAACAACAUGUACUUACAAUAGUGCCACUGAGCUGACAUGCAAAGCACCUGAGAGCGUACGAGGUGCAGCGACCAAUCUCCCCUUCCAACUCGAGAUUGACAACCAAGUCGUUUCUCAAUCCAACAUUAAGUUCCGAUACGUCUCCCCGAUCGUCCAUGAGUUUGAUGAACAGUAUGUCACUCCAGGCCAGAGGUUCACAGUGAUUGGCGAAUACUUCUUUGGGCUUCCACCAAUUAAUGGACUGAUCAUUGGAACGUUUGGGACCACGCCAUUAAUCGAGUUCAGAUGUGUGUUUGAAUCGGUCAAUACGAUUGUCUGUACCAUGCCUGCUACCUUUGGCUUCAAGCUCAACAAGUUCUAUUUGGCCGAUCUGGUACCCAACAUGCUCGUCUUCUAUGUGGAGACUGCUCGCAUUCAACCAACUGCCAAGAUUGCCCUGUUCAAACCAUUUAUUACUCAGAUUCGCAAGAGUAAUGCUGUUGGUCAAACGAGGGAGGUUAGAUUCAUUGGUCCAAUGCUCCCAAAGAAUGAGAUAGCUGAUCUCAGUCGGUUCCAGGUCUUUAUGCAAUCUGGAAACACAAUUCCAUGUACCCAUAUUAUGAUUGAGGAUGAUCAAAAAGCAAAUAAUAUGCUUACCUGUACCUUUGAGUUCCCUCCCAACACCAUCUUCCCCGUCAUCCUAAAGCCCAUAGUAUUGCUCAACGGCCAGCCAUUGCCGAUUGGUCAACAAAAUACUGAUGGAUUCAUACCUUUACCAAACAAUGAACAAUUGACUUUGAGAUAUGAAGCAUUGGACAUCAAGAUUGAACCAUCGUCACAGUGGCAGGGACAGGAUAUAGCAAUCUCUGUUGCAGACAUUAAUUCGAUUGGCCAUUUCAAGGUUGGUGCCAGUCCUUGGUUUAGUCUCAAACCAAAUAUGAUAAAAAAUGGAAAGAUCUACAUCACAAUGCCUACCACUACCUUCCCCUACAUCGACUUCCAACUCAGAUACAAGGCACCUCCUCAAGCUGAGACCAACAUUGUCCGUGUACCCGUCCUCAACACUCAGUUGACAUUGUCACAUACCCAGGGCUUGGCAAGUGGUGGAUACACUGUCACUGCGACCUUUGGCAGCAUGCCCGGUCCACAGGAUUUAGCCAUCAAGUAUUAUAUUGAUGACAAAGACACAGACUCUGUUAAUCUAUUUAUGACUCGCAACUCAGCUACAUCAAACGUGUACACAAUACCUGCUGCCAAUGACUUUGAUUUCAAAGGUCGCGCAUCAGCCCAGUACAAAGUCUUCAUACGCUACAACAGCCAGUUGUUUGAAUCCAGUGCCACAUUCGCCUACACUUGGCCUUGGAUUGGACAAGCAUUGCCAGCCAAUCCCCUGACCUUGGCCAACUUUGAGCUUGUUGGCACAGGGUUCACAUCGACAUCACUCGUUGUGAUCACGUACAAUUGGAGAGGUGCGAUUCAGACCAUCAGGCCUCCAUUCAUCCUCAACAGCGACACAUCCAUCAUGGUGACCACGCCCGAGUUCAACACUGAUGAGCUAGACAGUGUCCGAAUCGAGGUUGUUUUGGACAAUGGCAUCAAGUCCAACCAGUGGUUGGUGCCCUACGUCUCGCCACAAGUGAUGGCCAUCUCACCAGAGUAUGGACGAGCCCAAUCAUCCAUGCCUGUCACCAUCUAUGGCUUUGGCUUUGGCACCACAACAGCAGGUCUCACAGUCGAGUUGACUACGGCCACAACAAUCCCACCAACCAUCAUCCCUUGCGCUGUACUCAAUGUCGCGGCUAAUACAAACAACAACAUUCGUGGCAAUCAGAUGAUCACUUGCAUCAAGCCAGCGACAAAUGUCCAGGCUCAAUUCAAUGUGUUGGUCACACGCAACACAUUCCCAAGUCGCGAGACGGUGACGUUCAAGACUCACGGCCUCACAUGCCUGGGCUACAAGGGCAAGCCCGUCGACUGGUUCCUCGUCAAGAAGCUUGGCUCCAGGUCUGGCGAUCCCAAAAAGAAAGAUGAUAUGUACAAUGGUCACUUCUAUGUGGACAGCACAAUGGCGUUGGGCGACCAGAUCAUUCUCCCAGAGCGAUACGACGCCCGCGAUGGUGGCAUCGCCCAGACCUUCAUGCAACACCACAACUACCCCUACAUCUUCUUCAGCGAUCAACAGAGGAAGAGGGAUACCCCCUCAGCAACAGGCACGCAUAAAAUCGAUACACCUGAUAACGGACAUGUCAAGGGCGGUCUGAUGUGGGAUGUCUCCGGUGGAGUAGUUACCGACUCCAUCCACAUGAUGCACUCACAGUCUUCCUUCCCCAUGCUCAUUUCAGACGAUGGCACAGCCAUCCCGCCGCGGUCCACAUACGCCACGCCCGACAACACCCCGAACACUCUUGAAUGGUUUGGUGAAUCCAUGGUCGUUGGCAACUACUUCUUCUGCUACCGUCCCAACGAUAUUAAUGACGCCGCGCAGUACUUCCUCAACACCGACGCCAUCUCCGCGAGAUAUCCUGGCUCCCACCCGUUCCAAACCACCUGGUUACCUUCUGCGCCCCCCUCUGCCCUGAGUCACUUGCUCACAUCAGUGACAAGCCAUACCGUCACACGCUAUGGAGUCACAAAGAUGAACGAGAUCAGCGCGGGGUGCCUGGCCAACUCGUGGCGGACCGACCUGAACAACUACUGCUACUUCUCACGAACGGUCUUCAACAACAACCUUGGCACAACAACGACAUAUUUCUCCAAGACAAGAAUCAACUACGUUAUCAACACAGCUAUUACCACGCCUGCCACACUCUUGCCACAGUCUCUCUACUCUCGUUUCGUCAUCAUGACCAACAAGAAUACGGUCUCCACUGGCACGCAUGCACCAAAAAGCGAUGACACCCGAUUUGGCGGUAUCGACAUCUGGGAGGUGAUGGCCAACAGCUUGGGCCGAACAAUGUUUGUGCAGACCUGGAUCAAGCUGCAGGGCUCAAGACGUAUGCUUGGCGCCAAUGGCAUCAUCAACGUCGAGAUCAUUGGGAUUCCAGAUCGCGCAAGGAUAUCUGGCGACACGAAUAUCAAGCUGAGCACUGGACAACAGGAUCACACAAAGAUGGCAUGGAGCGCAUUCCCCGCGGACAAUGGGCCAAAGGUUGGUCAAGACAACAUGUUCUGUUUUGGCGACUCCAACAGACACAACAAACAAGGUAGACGUGGUGCUGGCGCCUUCUGUUUCCAGAACGAAAUGCUCGUCAAGAUGUUCCACAGCUUCGUCCUCACCUACACCUCCUUUGUGGAUUAUAAUGAGAUACCUGAUCAGUUACCAAUGGUCUCCACCAAUAUGAACAAUGCUAUUCAAUUUAUGGAUGGCGGUGCACCUGUCCAGAUGAGGUUGCCCGGUGGAGCAUUGACGCCUAUCUAUAUCACAAACAGGAAUCCGACCAAGACCAAUACCGUGGACCACUACAGACCCGGUGAAGUGAUCAACUACGUGUCGGGCGGCCCACACACCAGGACUGUGCCCACACCAGUUCUAUGCCCAAACAAUGUGGCACCGCCACUACUCAACAACGACCCUGAAUGCUCCCUUCUCAUCACUCAUGGUGGCCACGCCAUUGGCGUUGACAACCUGCCCAUCAAGAUCAGAGCCCCAUACAUUGCCAUGCUGCCGCCCAACAAGAUCCCCAUGUCAACCAACAUCAACAGCAUCCCUGGCAGCGAGGUCGUCUUUUCCCAUUUGGAGAGUGCCAACCCCUUCAUCCAGGGAAAGUUCGGUAUCCAACUUGGCCUGGAACUGGCCAACUAUGUCGUCUACUAUUGCGAUGACCCAGCACCAAUCACCGCGAUCCAGUGCCAGCGAGCCGGAUUCAAUCUGUUGACGACGGACAAAACCAUCGCACUUCGCUUCUUCCGCACAAUGCCAGCAACAAACGAGAUCGUGUUGCCCGAGUUGACGGUCUACCCGCUCGACUAUCAGAUGCCACCCCCGCCUGUGACCUACCCGGCAGCCGUGGGCACAUUCAAGUCUCUUCAGCCGUUCUACAAGCUGGGCCAUGGCUUUGCCUACAUCGCCUACGAGGGCACUGAGGACAAGGCAGCGAUCUGCGCCAACCCGCCAUGCACGUUGGACAACUCAUAUGUGUCCGAGACAAGAUUGAUCUACCUCUGCUACAAGGUGGCAUCAAUGUCCAGCGCGCCAGGCAUCAAGGUAUUCGAUGGCUUGACAAUCGACAAAUGUCCGGGCAACAACAACAAUGACAAGUCGUUGCCGACUGAGGCCGCGAUCAUCAAGUUCAUCGGCAGGAUCAGGAGAUAUGUCAUCGCCGAUAACAGGAUGAAGAAGCUCUUCCCUGCGUCAGUGCUGCCGCCAGUGAUCAGUGUUCGAGAAGACCCCAUGGCCAACAACAGAUAUAGCUCGCCCAACAUUGUCCUCCAGAAACUCAACGUGUUGUGUCAAGAUGAGUUGGCCUACCUCAUGGCGCUGCACUUGGUAGACCUCCACACCGCGUACAAGAUGGUACAUCCGUUCGUACAUUUGGACUCGACCACACCCGAUUGGACUAAUGGUGUUGCACUGGCCAUCUCCAAGAUACUCCUGGAGUUCGUUAAUCCCCCAGUGCACCCAUCACACAAAGGAAAAGUUGACACAUGCUUCCAACCAACCAUCACCAUUCAAUCAUACAAUGACAAUGACGUUGCUACUCUUCCAACAUAUGUUCGUGUUGCUAUGGCGGUAUACAAGUUGGCACAGUCCGGACUAGUCAAGUCUCCAAUGGACUUCUUAAAUCAUUUCUUCCCAAUUCUUCAUAGUCGCAACUCACUCCAGAUCAAGACACCCCACGAUCUCUUUGGAGAUAUACCAUUGACACUAGAACUCAACAAAAUAAUCUACACUCUCAACAACAACAACAACAAUCUCCUCAUGUCCAAGUCCAAUCUCCGUAGUCUGGCAUCAUCGGCACUCAAGUCCAUCGGCACAUCACUACCAAUAGAGCCAAUAACCGACACAUUCAAUCAAGAUGGCCAACCAACAAUCGAUGAACUGGCCGAUGAAGACACACUCUCAGACCAUUACAUGUCAAUUACCGCGUUGAAUGAUCAAGAGUAUGCCGAAUUGGCCAUCAGUUUGGACAAGUGGGUAACGAUCAAACAGAAGAAUAUGGCCAUGGAAGUGUUGUUGUCCACCGAGGAGUUGACCGCCACAUACCAAUAUGCACUCACAUACCUCGAUCAUGUCGCUUCCAUCGAGCUCAGCUCAGCCUAUCCAUUGUGUGAGCAGAUUGCUGAUGACGGAACCAGCACGUACCAGGUGUGCUACCCUCAGACCAUCAGCUCACUCACGUCAAUCAUUGAGUUCAUCAUUCGCUCGCCAUCAACUGUGACUCAGACACAUGGUGAUAUGGUCUACUACUUCUCGCCAAAGGCCGACCAGACACUGCCAGCACUGUUGCCAACUCAAUAUGAUGGCUUGGUGAUCGCCACACUCAACUCAAAGAUCUGUGAUGUGUUGCCAAUCAGUAAUGUCAACUUCCAAGGACUGGCCACAGCAACAUCAGAAUCAUUGUGUGAACAAGCUGGCCCUAUCAUCAGCUCAGUUUCAAAACAAACAGGAUCAAGUGUUGGUGGCCAGAAGAUCACAAUUUAUGGCACAUCAUUCAAUGCGGAUCAUGUUGUAGCAAUUGGAGAGACAUUGUGCAGUCAAACAACAUACUUGGUCUUGUCCUCUGGUGAUCGCGCACUUGAAUGUACCGUUCCACCUGGUGUGGGCUCACACCAUCAGGUGUAUAUCGUCACUGCAGAUGGAUCAUACGUCCAAGACAGUGUGUUCCUCUUCUCAUACGACUCGCCGUCAAUCUCCUCGGUGUCCUAUGCUUCUGGACUCACACACAUCGUUGGCAAGAACUUUGGAAAUCCAACCAUCAUCUCUGCCGACACUGACUACGCCAUCGACGUGUCAUUGGACGGUGUUGACUGUCCCAUCACUCAGUUUGAUGACUCCAACAUUGCUUGCAACUCUCAAUAUAUGUAUGGCGAUCGUUUGGUCCAGGUCACAGUUGGCAACUCAGUGUUCAGCACCACGACCAAGCUUCAGGCCACCCUUCUCAAUCAAACACAAGUGACAUUCACCAACAACGCACCAGUGAUCACAUCACUCCGUCCAAGUCAAAGCCAGGCUGGAGACGUGAUACAAGUGAUUGGAAGUGGUUUGAUUGGAUCUGAUCUAUCACAAGCAUACUCAUUGAUAGAGUCUAGCAAGGUAGCCACACUUGGUGACUCAUUCUCAACCGAGGCCACUGUCCAAGUGCCCCUCUACUCACAGUACGCCAGCAGUCCACUGUUGAUGCAGGUUGAGAACACCGUGAGCAACAUAAUCACAUUCAAUCUUCGUGCUCCAUCAAUCACAUCAUUCACACCCAAUCAGUUGCCAACCACUGGUGGUGUGUUAUUGAUCACUGGAUCAGGAUUUGGAAUGGUUCCAGAGGCAUUGGACUUUGUUCAUCUUGGUCCAUACUCAUUGAUCUGCACGCCAUUCUUGAAAUUCAUUGAAUGUACCGUGCCACCUGGUGUAGGAGCAUCCCUCACACUGACUGUCUCUGUGUCUGGACAGACUGCCACGACCACCUCAACAUUCUCAUUCAACGCGCCAACCAUCACCAAUGUCCAAGUCAACGUUGCCGACUCCAUUCUGAUGAUUGAUGGCAGCAACUUUAUCCAACCUCCAACGACAGUAUCAUCUCAGGACACGUUUGUGACGCUCACAUCAUCAGUGUUGGGAGAGACACUCACAUGCACAUCACCCAACUUUGUCAGCCAGUCACAGAUCACUUGCACUGUCAACAACUUUAUCGACCUGUCCACUGUCCAAGUGAGCAUUGGUGGACAAUUGUCCAAUGUGUGGACGCUCACCACAUCACUCCAAGGCACCAUAAUCAUUGUGGACAACACAAAUACUCAGGUUGGAACAGUCAGUGACGUCAACUUGGUGUUGACUAAGUCCGGCUCCAGCACGCCACUCACUACGACAUCCUCGUCAUCUGGCUCAUACUCAUUCCCCAACAUUCUCCCAGGCACAUACACCAUGACCAUAACAAGCAACAAUCCGUCAAUCAUGCUACCAUUGACUACUAUAAACGUUGUAGUACAGGUGCCUUCAACAACCAAGAAUAUCUACGGAUUGAACAAGGUAUCUGACUGCAAUGGUGUGUUGAACUCUGGCUCAAACACUCUCAAUGUUCAACUUGGAACACUCUAUCUCGAUGACUUUGGAUGGUGCUCAUCCACAGGUAGUUGCGCGAUGAAGGUCAGCAGUGAGACAUUGCCACAAGGAUGCGUGGCAACAUACCUUCCCAACAAUGUCGUGACGAUCACAGCACGAUUAGUGGCCAAUGUCAAGGUGUACCUCGACUCACAGAUCACUGGUGUUGCCUCUGCCACACCAUACACCAACGUUCAAGUUGUUGCCAACCAGGUGACAUACGCUGUAGACGCGACCACUGGCAUUGCCGCAGUCACACUACCAUUGGGCAACUCAAUGAUCCACAUCAAGACAUUGGACAACAACUUCAUAUCGUUGAUCAAUGAUGUUACAGUAUCGAUGAGUUUGGCCACACCAGUGAUCGAUCUGAGCUUUGGAGUCUAUGAGUACAAGUGGUACGCAACACAUCCACCAGUCGUAUUCACUCGUCCACAGAGCACCAGUACACUAUCACUACCAAUUGGCUCAUGGUUGGAGAGCUUCCUCAACAACCUCGGAUGGUCUGCCAAGACAAUCAUCAGUGACGUCCCGCCUCCAAUGUAUGACAUUGAGGUCUACAGAGGAUCACAACCAUUCAUCAACAUAGUUGACUUGUACAUGUUUAGCAAUCUUCCAAGCAAGAUGGUAUGUCGUGGACAGACCAUUAGCGUGCCCAAUCGCUACCCUGUUAAUCCACCCACUAUCCACCUGUCAGUCCCAGACAAAUCAGUGAUAGUAGGCUGCUCAGUGGAUGCUGGUGGGCUGACUCUUAGUUGCAGAUUCCCUGGUCCAUUGGACACCACAUCACAGGAACAUGAGAUAAUGUUGAUAUGGAGAGGUCGUAUACCAGUCUUGUCCAGAAACUACUAUUACUCAUAUACCAGGUCAUCUAUCCAAGGUCAAGUGUACGUCGACGCCAAUACGAAUGGAGUGUAUGACUCGGGUGAGACACUGCUCCAAGGUGUGCCUGUGACUCUUAACCCACUGAACUUGAAGACCACCACCUCCAACACCGGUGUCUAUGAGUUCAACUAUGAUGCUGGCACAACACCAGUCACAUCCUUCAGCAUCAGUGUUGACAUGAGCGCAUUCACUCAAUACUAUGAUCCACUGUCCUCUCAUGGAUUGUCAAGUACUGCAUGUGGCACAACUCUCAACAUUCCAGUGUUGAACACUGGUCCCUCAGCAUGCCAGGUCACACUCAAGUCUGGCACCAACACGCUCUCGAUCCGCACGCCACUGAUCGACCUCACGCCAUAUGGCUGGUGCGCCACAGGUGGUACAUGCUCCAACCCAAUCACAUCGAUUGACAACCCAUCAACAUGUGCGCCAUCACUCGCCACCAACAACAUGUUCUCGCUCAUACCCGGCACACCCUACUCAUUCAAGUUCAUAACUGAUCAGUUCUUGACUGGAAACGCCGCCAACACGCUGCCAGCAUUGGAUGUCACGUCCAACAUCAAGAUCACAAUAUCCACCACCACGCCCUCGCCCGCCAACGUCAAGUACUCAUUCAUCUACUCGCCCAUCGGCAACACACUCAAUUUCAACCUGCCAGUUGGAUCCACCGUGGUCUCGAUCGUCUCGCUUGUCCCAUCACUCGUCCCCCUGCUCAAUGAUGCCCGCAUCUCAGUUGAUACUGCCGCACAGCCAGUUGUAGAGCUACCACUCCGCUUCUACACAUGGGACUACGAUGCCAACCACGGCCCUGCCAAGCUAUAUGAAAACAAGCUAUACGAAGGCCAAUACCUCGCCUUGCCAUUGGGCCCUAUCGACAGCAGGGCGAUCACCAAUCUACUUGGCACAAUUGAUGGAGCGAUCAGACUACCGCCUGGUGUGAGGAUCAGCAUGUCUUCAUCCUGCAACUCUGGUGGAUACUAUGGAUUCCCCGUCAUGUAUGACAUUGGAGGCGACGUCAACCUUUUCCGUGAAAAGUUCUGCGCCAAACCCUUUGACGUAUUCUACUACUAUACGAUGGACCUCACUGAUGCCAAUAUGUUUGACAAUGUACAACCAUCAUGUCUUGGAUCCACUUUUAUCCUCCCCAACCGUUACAUCAACUAUGUCCCUGAGCUAAAACUUGAUGGUUACUCUGGACCCACUGUACCAUGUAUUCCUGACGCUACUGGCAAGACCUUAACAUGCACAUUUGCACCAAACAUUGGCAGCCACAGUGCGAACAUUCAUUUGAAUGGCGAUUCACUCUACAAAUUCUACCACUUCUCUUAUCCUGACGUCACAAUGAAGGGAUCAGCCUUCCUUGAUCUGAACCAGAACAACAAACAGGAUGCAGGCGAGCCAUUUUACACUGAGAAGAUUGGAGUUAAUAUCUUGACUACUAGCGUGAACAGGACUUGGGUGUUCCCCGCAGGAUUCGUCCAACUCAGUCUCGGAACAGUGUAUACACUCAGCAUUCUCAACUCAUCAUUCCCAGUGACACUGUCUGGCUAUGCUGGAACAUACAUCGCAUCACAACCAGUCCGUCAAGUAUACAUCACUCGUGCGAUGGGAUGUUCGGCCACGAUCCCAGUGGCACUGGUAAAGGUGUCAAGCAAUGGAUGUUUGAGCAAGUUGAGUUCAGGCACAUCCAAUGUACUCCAAGUUCAAUAUGGCGCCACCAACUUGUCACAAUAUGGAUGGUGUCCAUCACAACAAAAGUGUGACUAUCCCAUCACCGACUCAAUCGUUCCAACACAUUGCACUCAAUCAUUCACAUCAUCCAGUGUGAUCAACAUUGGAUACAACUGUCGCUUCAGGAACUUUGACUAUUCAUCACUCUCUGGUGUCACAUACUCUAUCAAUGAAUAUUCGAAUGUGAUAUAUUACUAUUCAUUGUGCGGUCCAACACCAACCCAGUGUGCAGGAUUGUCCACUACCAAGGACAUCAGUUUGUGCCAGCUCCACCUAGCUGAUUACUAUCCAGUUGGUCAACAAAGUGCCAACACUUGGGAUAUCAAUCGAUCAGGAUACAAGUUGACAACCAGUGCCAAGAGUAAUAUCAAUAUUACAAGACAGGGUUUGGUUAGUGUAGCAUGUGGACCAACUACUAAAGUGACAAAGGCAGCUGAGCCAGUUGGACUUUCAUAUGUCAUCAACAUGGAGUCACCAUUGGCUUGCGCACCAAGUGUAUCAUGCGAGUACAAUGGACUUAGAUUCUACGAUCUGUCAAAUACCACCCUCACUAUCAAUGACGUCAAGGAAAAGACAUAUAACUACACUUUCUCAAUCUGUUAUAACCCUUCUUUUAGAUGUGGAACAAUAUUGGGAAGCCAAGUGGCCUCAUGUCAGCUGGUCAGUCAAUCAUCCAGCGGAACCGUUUAUGUUGGCAAUGGAGAUUGGUCCAAUGCUGUUUGGAGCAGUCCAGAGAAAGACAACUAUGUUGGUGCCAAGCUUACGUAUGACUCUCCAAACGAUAUGUGUGGAACACUCAAGAGGAAUACUAAGAUUCAUUUGAUGUGUGGUCCAGACACAACAUAUAGUGUAGUGCUUGGAUAUGAGAAUCCAGCUGCACGUUGCAACUAUGACAUGUACGUGUCCACCAAGUUGGCAUGUCCAGUUGUUGUACCAAACUGUCAAUUCAAUGGAAUGGACUUCUCAUCGAUUGCCAAGACUGAGUUCACCACAACCAUACCUGUCAAGUCAUAUCAUCAAGUUUGUGGCACGCCUCCAACAUGCAUCAAGAACCUCCUUGGACCAUUCUCAUCAUGUACCAACUCUGGCACACAAUGGACUGCCACUGGAACACUAUCCACAGGACAAUGGUCAUUGAGUAAUGUUGUGAAUGGCGUCAUGGUCAACUACAAGACUACUGCUGCUUCAUGUCCAAACCAAGUGAGAGACACAUCGAUCCAUUUGGUGUGCGACACAACAACAAGCACCAAAUCAAUCUCUCAACCCUCAACGUGCCACAUUGAUAUCGUAAUGGGAUCACCCUUGGCAUGUCCCAAGCCAGCUCCAAACUGUCAAUUCAGCACCUAUGACUUCUCAAUGCUCGCCUCUACAACCUUCACUCAAUCAGGAAAGGACUUGGCAGGAACAACAGUUCCAUUCAACUUUAGAGUGUGUGGACAAGCAUAUGGAUGUGUGAACACAACUGGUGCAUCAGUUUGUGUUGGAAAAGGUACAGCUUGGAUUGAUGGAGGACAAGAGAUAUCAGGCACCUGGUCAAAGAAUGCUGGAACCAACACCAUCGAUCUCAAAUACACUGGUGAGUACAAUACUGAUUGUCCAAACUACUAUCCAACAACUACCAUCCAUUUCAAAUGUGGAACUGGUGCAACAGUGGCAACCAAUGCCAUCGAGACAUCCAAGUGCCAGUAUGACAUUCAAAUGUCAACUCCAAUAGUAUGCUAG
This is a messenger RNA of Acytostelium subglobosum LB1, 11691 nucleotides long. RefSeq lists its product as hypothetical. Gene Ontology annotation, molecular function: deoxyribonuclease II activity. NCBI's taxonomy places the organism in Eukaryota, Evosea, Eumycetozoa, Acytosteliales, Acytosteliaceae. The transcript has 20 exons. The coding region runs from base 1 to 11691 and encodes 3896 amino acids. The record is from RefSeq and is a predicted model, not a curated record. Gene Ontology annotation, biological process: apoptotic DNA fragmentation.